Molecule: messenger RNA, 4746 nt
Organism: Girardinichthys multiradiatus
Lineage: Eukaryota; Metazoa; Chordata; Actinopteri; Cyprinodontiformes; Goodeidae
Product: BEN domain-containing protein 4
Exons: 6
Coding region: 1906-3318 (470 amino acids)
Molecular function (GO): DNA binding
Source: RefSeq, a predicted model, not a curated record
AAACAAGUGAAAAACCCUGACAGCAGUUUGUGCUUUCACUCAUGCAGAGAUGUUUCACAACAACACUUCUACUGUUUGAGUAAAUAUAUUGUCUUAUAGAGAAUAAAUCUCACUCCAUAAAGGAAAAUUAUAUAUUUAUUAGUUGUUUUUUUUUUUGUUCGGCAGUAUUUUUUAUGCUCUUAGUUGUUUUGUGACAGUUUGUCUCCUGCAGUGUUUUUUUUUUCUUUCUUUUGUUGACUCAGUUUUCUAUAUCUUUACCAAUUUUCUCAUUUAAACUUGCCCUUCUUUCCACAUGUAGCACUUUAAACAUAUGCUUUGUAAAGCGCCUUGAAACGACAUGUGUUGUGAAUUGGCGCUAUGUAAAUAAAACUCAAUUGAAUUGAACUGAACUGAGUUGAUAUGUUACUGUAGCUACAGUACCUUGCAAAAGUAAACGUUUUUUCACAUACAACUACAACAUUCAGUGUACUUUAUUGGGAAGGCGAACCUCGUGCGAGUUUUAGGUCUUUUACAGCCUCUAUCUAGAAGGUUUUCUUACAAGACUACUCUUUAUUUAGCUCCAUCCAUCUUCUCAUCAACUCUGUCCAAUUUCUCUGUCCCUCCUGAAAAAGCACAUGUAUGCUCUGUCCCAAUUAAGGUUAAAAGUGGCUAGAUACAAAUGCAGCCACAAUUAUUAAAAUGUUUAUGUGUUAAAAAAAAAGAACCCCUCAUAAUUAUGCAAAAAUCUGUGUUGAUCUAACACAUAAAAUCACAAUAAAAUGCAUUCUAGUUUGUGAUUGUAAUGUUACAAAAUAUGACAAAAAAAAAUGAUCUGUGUGGUGAUUUUCAUCCUAUUCACUUGAGGUCAUUUUAUUUCUCUUUGCAGAUUUGUGCAGCUCUGAUUUCAUUUGCUCUUCACUUCAGUAUUUUACGGUCAUUUUGCUUCUUUUGUUGGCAUUCUGAGAUUAAUUUUGCUUUUGAAAUUUGUUCCUGUGUGUAGCCUACUGUGUGAUUUUUCUUCAACUUAACAAAAAGCCUAUAUUUACAUUAAUUUCUAUAAAAAAGUUGAAGAGUUGCUACACCUUUGUCUUAUUGUCAACGUAACCAAUAACUUUUAUAUGCUGUAAAAAUUACUCACACGCGUAAAAACAGCUGACCAGUGUGGUCUGUUUGAACGGAAAACCUGUGGUUAGCAGCAGUGGGUGAAAACCUCAUGUUUUAGACCUAUUGAGGCGGCGCCCCCUUGUGGCGAUACAAAGUUUUAAGCCUAGAGGCUUCUGGGCAGCUGUUAGCUGUCUCUUAACAGCCGAUGACAAACAUUAAUCUACAACAGGCUGAAGAUAUAAACACAUACGUGUUUAAGAUGCUCGUCUGUGGGCUGUGACUUAAGGCGAGAUUAAUCAGACCAUGAACAUGCAGUACAUUUUUAAGACAAAUUGAUUCAGUUGAAUUAUAUGGUUGAUAAUAGACAGUUUCUUUCUUUCUUCUUGAUCUUCUUUUCUUGAUCUUCAUUAUCGUAGGAAUAACCUUUAGGCUUGUUUCAUUAAUAUUUGAUAAUCCAGUUCUCUCAUUUAUGUUGAUCAUUUUUGUUCCAGAGCAAAAUGGCCACUGCCUUUUCCUUUCUUUGUAGGUUUUUUUAUUUUAUUUAUUUAUUGUAAUUCCAUAUCGUAGCUACAACUGCUACAGCGCCCCGCUGUUCUCGGUGGGGAUGUUGGCUACAAAGAAGUCCCGCCUGUAUUACCCUCUGGAGGAGUCUUGGUGUGCGCUCCCGACUGGGGAUUGGAGCGGCCACUUGUCAGUAAAGCAGCUUCACGCCGUGCAUGUGUGUGUCUGAAGGGAAACCGAGCCAGACAGCUGCGGUCGGAUCGUUCAAUCAUCAGCUGUCAAGCCAGCACGCCACAAAGAGUAGCGUGACACCCGGCCGGUAUGGAGGGAGAGAUGCAACCCGCAGAUGAAGGGCCCUGCGCCCCGAAGAUGUGCAGACAGCUUCGGGGUCCGUACAGCACCCUGAAACCCUUCCAAAGCAAGCGCUCCGCGGGCAAGUCGCGCUUUGACCGGUCCGCUGUGGUGGAGCUGCCUCUGUUUCCCGACGGGCAUCCCUUCACUUUCCAUCCCGAGCAGCCUCAUCCUUCCCAGCAACAGCAGCAACAGCAGCGGCUGCAGCACCUCCACCAAUGCAGCGUCGCUAUCAGCAGCAGCCAGCAGCACCACCGUCUCCCAUGUGAGGCCAGGCCCAGCAGGAGGGUCCCGACAUCCACCUCAGCGGCAACGGCAUUCCUUGGCUCCCAGCGACGCUCCUGCAGCGGUUCGGAGCCCAGGUUAUCUCCGGACUGCACCUACGGUAUCAGCACAGAGAACCGUCUCAUCUUAGAUGCCUUCGCCCAGCAGUGCAGCCGAGUCCUCAACCUUCUCAACAACGGCCGUCUCCUGGAGCCUCCCUCUUCCUCCCUUAGCUCUAACAUCAAGCUGGAAGAUGGACGAGGAGACGCUCAGGGGCUCCACAGCUCCUCACAGGGGAAGCUGAAACCCCAGGAGAGCUCUUCCACCACAGAUCCAGAGGAAGAAGCCCAACAAAGCCAUUCAAACCAGCAACAGACCUCUGCAGUCCUCCGCAUCUUCACAGACUCCCUACAGAACUACCUGCUCUCUGGGCCUCAGCAACGUUUGGCUGCGGGUCUCGAUGGUGAGCAGUGUGCUCCUGCGGAGCCCGCUUCAGAGGUGUCUCCAUCGAGACACACCCUGGGAGGCUGGGGGUCCCCAGCUCCGUCAGAGUCUUACGGCCACCCAUCGUCCACGCUGCCGGAAGAAGACGAGGAGGAGGAGAACUGCUGCCCACGCUGUCUGGAGCUGGAGCAGGAGGUGCUAUGUCUGCAGCAGGAGAAUGAGGAGCUCCGGAACAAACUAGAGAACAUUCCAGUUCCCUGUCAAAAUGCCCUUGACUACUUCAAGGCUGUUCUUGAGUUUCACCACCAGCUGGCCCAGCCAAUGUCAGAGGAGCAGCUCAGAGAGCAGUGUGACAAUAUGGAAUUAAAAGAUGUAUCUCUGCAGGAGGAAGAACAACAAACAGUUUUUGAGGGGAGUAAACAGCUCCUGGAGAAUUACCCGCUCUUCAUCACCAACAAGCAGUGGGACGAAGCCGUCAACUCCUCAAAGAAAGACGGCAGAAGGCUCCUGCGCUACCUGAUCCGCUACGUCUUCACCACGGAUGAGCUCAAGUUCUCCUGCGGUUUGGGCAAAAGGAAGCGCUCGGUGCACUCAGGAGAUCCAAACCUGGAGAGACGGCCGCUCAACCCCAUCAAAGUCAGCUGCCUCAGAGAUAUGUCUUUUGAGGUCUUUUGAGUGGCCAUAAAGGGCUUUGUGCCAAUGCAACUGUAGCUUACAGUAGGUGGUUGUAAUGCUUUUGACAACAUAAUGUAUACACAUGGUGUCCUGCUACUGUUUUGGUGGCAACAAAAAGUAUCUUACCGUGCUAUGCUACGGCUCCUUGCACCUGAAUAUUGGUGUCCCAAAUUGCGGGAAGCACGCAAGAAAGGUUUAGGAGAGCUUCGAUACAGUUCAAUUCAUUAUAAAAAAAAACUCCAAACAUUAAAAUAUGUCAGUCAGUCAGUCAUUUUCUGGAUUCUGGAUUUUGUGUGCACUGUUUGAGCUAUGCUCCUAUGGAACAGAUUUAAAUUAUUGCACAAAAAAGCUAGAAAAACCUCCUCACCUGCAUCCUGUCACAGUUCUGGUAGGGAUGGGGAGGCGGGGCUAAGUGGUACCCUGGGUAAGAACCUCUUUCAGCUGCCAGACGCACAACCAAACACCUCUCUGAUAACCAAAAAAAACAUUUUGUUGGGUAACUUAUUUAACACAUUAAGAACUAUGGAAAAUGGAUCUGGUCUGAUCUGAUUUUAAUUGACUGACAUAAAUUGAUUUAUUGGUAGGUUAGAUAAUGAUUUCAACAAUGUUUUAAGGAAAACUGAGAGCAUUUGUGAUCCCUGUAAAAUAUCUGUCCAGAUUUGACUGAUCUAUAUAUUCUAAUUAACAUUUCACACUUGUCUCAAGGCUCCAAAUGCCAAAAAGAACCUUUUUGUGUUUUUGCCAAUAAAUGUUAGAUAAAUUAAAAUAAAUAAAUCAAAUUGUGGAUCUGAGAAUCUGAGUGAAGAAAGAUCUAACUAAAAUCCCUGUGGUAUGGCGCCCUGGCCAAAAAGCCACAUCACCCACAAUAAAAUCUGCCACUGCAUGCUGCUGUUGAAAAUGCUGAUUGUGUUUACUCUUGUAAGUGAAACUAAAGGUGAAGGUGCUGAAACCUCCCUUUAUAUAAAAGGAAAUUCUGUGCAAUUUGAGGAAAUAUUUUAAUUCAGACGUCAUUCCUGUGGUGGUAAUAUUAUGGUAGGUCAGAAAAUAAACAAAGAAAGAAACGUACAGUAUAUGCAAAAUACUAAGAGCUCAUAAAGGGGAUGAUGCCCUCUUACAUUCUUUUUCUUCAGCAUGGUCAUGUCUCAGUUUCUUUUUUGCUAUAUGUUUAUUUAUAUAUAUAUUAUAUAAAGCAAACAACAAAGCUGAAUUCUAAAUAGAAAAUUAAUUCUUUUACUUUAUUUGUAUUCCUUAUGAAUUAUUUUUCCCUCAUGAAAGGAGACUUAAUAAAGUUCAAAUGCAAUUUUAAAUCUUUAAAUCUCAGCAUUAUUCUCAGAAUAUUUUUUAUGAACACUUGUUUUAUCAUGGCAUUCCCCUUUUUUAAAGAACUUCCUUGUAAGUGGAGAGCAUUUAAUGUUUUUGACAUCCUAA